Molecule: messenger RNA, 3210 nt
Organism: Perognathus longimembris pacificus (Pacific pocket mouse)
Lineage: Eukaryota; Metazoa; Chordata; Mammalia; Rodentia; Heteromyidae
Gene: Atp2c2
Product: ATPase secretory pathway Ca2+ transporting 2
Biological process (GO): manganese ion transport; calcium ion transmembrane transport; intracellular calcium ion homeostasis
Cellular component (GO): plasma membrane; endoplasmic reticulum; Golgi membrane
Molecular function (GO): ATP hydrolysis activity; P-type calcium transporter activity; ATP binding
Source: RefSeq, a predicted model, not a curated record
AUGGCUAUCGCCUCCUGGUAUCGGCCUUCGAGGAAGCGGGGCCCCGUUCUGAGGUCCCCCCCCCCCCGCGCCGUCGCCGCCUCCCGAGGGCGCCGGGUGUUUUCUCUGGCGUCUUUCCAGGCCUGGGGCGCUCAGCACAGAACCCCAAGCUCCCCCGUGCCCUGGGUGAUCGAAACGGCCUCCCGGCUGAGCUCCCAGGCCGCUCGGGUCCACGGGAGGCGCUCCCGUGAGCAAGCGGGGUCGCAGAAGGGUGGGGCCCCCCGUGAGCAAGCGGGGUCGCAGAAGGGUGGGGCCCCCCGUGAGCAAGCGGGGUCACAGAAGGGUGGGCCCCGAGGCCCGGGCCGCCUGGCAAGCCCCGGUGCCGCGCAGGAGCUUGACGAGCCGCUGGAACAGAAAGCCGUCGACAAGGAGAAGGGGGUCACAGCCCUGGCCCCCAAGGAGGCGUGCAAGUGCCGCACCGAGGACCUGGCCAGAGCGCUGUGUGUGGACUUGGACCGUGGACUGUCGGAGUUCGCGGUGACGCAGCGCAGGCUGGUCCACGGCUGGAACGAGUUUAUCGCCGACAACAUUGAACCCGUGUGGAAGAAAUACCUGGACCAGUUCAAGAACCCCCUUAUCCUGCUGCUGCUGGGCUCCGCGCUGGUGAGCGUCCUCACCAAGGAGUACGAGGACGCGGUCAGCAUCGCCAUGGCUGUCCUCAUUGUGGUCACCGUCGCCUUCGUCCAGGAGUACAGGUCGGAGAAGUCUCUGGAAGAGCUGACCAAGCUGGUGCCUCCGGAGUGUAACUGCAUCAGGGACGGAAAGCUGCAGCGCAUGCUCGCCCGAGACCUGGUUCCCGGAGAUGUUGUGGCUCUCUCCAUCGGAGACCGGAUCCCCGCGGACAUCCGACUCACAGAGGUCACAGACCUCCUGGUGGACGAAUCCAGUUUCACGGGAGAAGCUGAGCCAUGCAGCAAAACAGACGCCCCCCUGGCGGACGGCGGCGGCGGCCUCGGCACCCUGCGCAACAUUGUCUUCAUGGGGACGCUGGUGCAGUGUGGCAAGGGCCAGGGGGUCGUCAUCGGCACUGGGGAGAGGUCUCAGUUUGGAGAGGUGUUCAGGAUGAUGCAGGCAGAAGAGACGCCUAAGACUCCUUUGCAGAAGAGCAUGGACAAGCUGGGCAAGCAGCUGACCCUCUUCUCGUUCGGCAUCAUCGGCCUCCUCGUGCUCCUGGGCUGGGUUCAGGGGAAGCCGCUGCUCAGCAUGUUCACCAUCGGGGUCAGCCUGGCGGUGGCGGCCAUUCCCGAGGGCCUGCCCAUCGUGGUCACCGUGACGCUGGUCCUGGGUGUGCUGCGGAUGGCCAAGAAGCGGGUGAUGGUGAAGAAGCUGCCCAUCGUGGAGACCCUGGGUUGCUGUAACGUCAUCUGCUCAGAUAAGACGGGGACCCUGACGGCCAACGAGAUGACGGUGACCCAGCUGGUCACCUCCGACGGGCUGCAGGCCGAGGUCAGCGGCGUCGGGUACAACGGCACCGGCACCGUGUGCCUCCUCCCCACCAAGGAGGUCGUCAAGGAGUUUGCCAACGUCUCCGUGGGGCGGCUGGUGGAGGCCGGCUGCGUGGCCAACAACGCCGUCGUGGGGAAGAGCGCGGUGAUGGGCCGGCCCACCGACGGCGCCCUGCUCGCGCUGGCCAUGAAGAUGGACCUGAGCCACGUCAGAGACCUGUACGUCCGAAGGGACGAGAUCCCCUUCAGCUCCGAGCAGCGGUGGAUGGCGGUGAGGUGCAGCCUCAAGAGCGAGGACGGGGAGGACGUGUACUUCAUGAAGGGCGCCUUCGAGGAGGUGAUCCGCCACUGCAGCCUCUACAACCACGGGGGGCUCUCCCUGCCCCUGACGCCCCAGCAGCAGGCGCUCUGGCUGCAGGAGGAGACGCGGAUGGGGUCGCGGGGGCUGCGGGUGCUGGCCCUGGCCUCGGGGCCCGAGCUGGGGCGGCUGACGUUCCUGGGCCUGGUGGGCAUCAUCGACCCCCCGCGGGCCGGCGUGCGGGACGCCAUCCGCCUGCUCUCGGCCUCCGGCGUGUCGGUGAAGAUGGUGACCGGGGACGCCCUGGAGACGGCCUUGGCCGUAGGGAGGACCGUCGGCCUGUGCAACGGGCGGCUGAAGGCCAUGUCCGGCGAGGAGGUGGAGAGCACCGAGCGGGGCGCGCUGGCCGCCCGCGUGCCGCAGGUGUCUGUGUUCUACAGGACCAGCCCCAAGCACAAGGUCAAAAUCAUAAAGGCCCUGCAGGAGUCCGGGGCGGUGGUGGCCAUGACGGGCGACGGCGUGAACGACGCGGUGGCCCUGAAGUCCGCGGACAUCGGGAUCGCCAUGGGGCAGACCGGGACGGACGUCAGCAAGGAGGCCGCCGACAUGGUGCUGCUGGACGACGACUUCUCCGCGGUCAUGGACGCGGUGGAGGAAGGCAAGGGGAUUUUCCACAACAUCAAGAACUUUGUCCGCUUCCAGCUGAGCACGAGCAUUUCGGCCUUGAGCCUCAUCGCCCUGUCCACGGUGUGCGAGCUGCCCAGCCCCCUGAACGCCAUGCAGAUCCUGUGGGUGAACAUCAUCAUGGAUGGGCCCCCGGCGCAGAGCUUGGGGGUGGAGCCCGUCGACAGAGCCGCACUGGGCCAGCCGCCACGCAGCGUGCAGGACACCAUCCUGAGCCGGGCCCUGGUCCUGAGGGUCCUCAUGUCCGCCGCCACCAUCAUCAGCGGGACGCUGUUCAUCUUCUGGAAAGAGAUGCCCGAGGACAAGGCCAGCACCCCACGCACCACCACCAUGACCUUCACCUGCUUCGUGUUUUUCGAUCUCUUCAAUGCCUUGAGCUGCCGGUCUCAGACCAAGUUGAUUUUUGAGCUGGGUUUCCUGCGGAACCGCAUGUUUCUCUACUCGGUGCUGGGCUCGAUUCUGGGGCAGCUGGCCGUGAUCUAUGUCCCUCCCCUGCAGAAGGUGUUCCAGACGGAGGGCCUGGGGGCACUUGAUCUGCUGCUCUUAACAGGCCUGGCCUCGUCCGUCUUCAUUUUCUCGGAGCUGCUGAAGCUCUGUGAACGGCACUGUACACCGGCCAAGGGCCUGGUGCGCCCGGAGGACGCGGGGCCCGCCCGCCAGCCGCAGCCCUGAGCCCGCUCGGCUCCGAAGCACCAGGGGCCCCGGGGCUCCCGCACGCCCGGCUUCCAGGCGCUCGCUUGGGGC